GAUAGUCGUAGGCAGUGAUGCGAACAUAAGAGCUCUCUAUUUCUAUAAAUACAAGACGACUUCAUCUCUUCAGUAAGUUUGAAGUUCCAGAGGAAAAGUAUGAAAAGGAAGAUAAUGGAUCAGAAUAAAGGAUCAGAGAUUAUGUGUGCCAUUGAAGAACUCUCGGCGAUGGUCAAAGUUAAAAGUGCAACAUUGGUCCCAGUUGCUGAACAUGGUGAUGUUGAUGAUCAUGCACAUGCUCGUGAUGCUGCCUUUAUCAAUCACGAGGCUGCCCAUAUUCCCACAAGGCCUUUCCUUUCUCUCUGCAGCUUGCUUCUUCAAGUUCUUGAUAAAAUUGGACCAACAAUGGCUGUUCUCAGGCAAGAUAUUCAUCAGAAUAUUCGGAGACUGGAAGUGAAACAUGAAUCUGACCCUUCAACAUAUUCAAAUAUGGUUGAGAUAUUGAAAAUGGAGAAGACCGAAGGCAUUGCAAGAAAUGUUACUAGUUCUAGUAGAGCCUUCGUUUGGCUUACCAGAUCCCUUGAUUUUACUGUGGCAUUGUUUCAAAAUUUAUUAAGAGAUCCUGGGAAGAAUAUGAAGCAGGCAGUGGAAGAGUCUUAUAACCUCACUUUGAAGCCAUGGCAUAGAUGGAUUUCAUCAGCUGCUUCUAAAGUAGCUCUCAUGCUAGUGCCUGACAAUGAAACCUUCUUUAGUAGCCUCAUGGAAAAAGAUGAAAACUAUGACAACUUGAAAGUUGAAAUUGAGACCUUUCUUUCCUUACUUGUGCCUUAUCUGGAGCAGAUCCACUCCAUUCUGAGAUUUUAUAACUUGGACAAGUUGAAGUCUAACUGAGGAACAUACACAAUAAAGAAAAGCAGAAUUAGUGUACAGACAUGAAUCAUACGGCGCCGAUUCCUCUUUAUGUAAAUAUGUACACAUUAUAUAUGGUUUGUCAAGAUAAGAAAUGCUGUCUUCAUAUUCCAUUUAAAGCUUCUACAAUGUGUAAAGAAACCCCUAGCUAUGAUCUCAUC
Molecule: messenger RNA, 1010 nt
Organism: Prunus dulcis (almond)
Lineage: Eukaryota; Viridiplantae; Streptophyta; Magnoliopsida; Rosales; Rosaceae
Product: glycolipid transfer protein 3-like
Exons: 6
Coding region: 100-831 (243 amino acids)
Biological process (GO): intermembrane lipid transfer; ceramide transport
Cellular component (GO): cytoplasm; cytosol; membrane
Molecular function (GO): ceramide 1-phosphate transfer activity; ceramide 1-phosphate binding
Source: RefSeq, a predicted model, not a curated record